Moesziomyces antarcticus is the source of this 3849-nucleotide messenger RNA. RefSeq lists its product as uncharacterized. The record is from RefSeq and is a predicted model, not a curated record. The transcript has a single exon. Bases 1 to 3849 code for a protein of 1282 amino acids. Lineage: Eukaryota; Fungi; Basidiomycota; Ustilaginomycetes; Ustilaginales; Ustilaginaceae.
AUGAUUGGAUCUCGAUGCCUGGGUCCAGGCGGUCCGGAAACCGCAUCACGAGCGCUUCGUGCCUCCAGUGCCGUGCGCGCACCAUACGUGCUCUCACCGCCCGUGGCCGAAUGCUCAUAUCGAGUGUGGCAACCACCACCGCCGGCUCCCCAUCUAGAGACCCGUCGUAGCUCUCGGAGCUUCACGUCCGACUCGCACGUAAGCGCACACUCCGCCAACACCUCCCGCCAGGCUACAUCUGCCGACCCUGGCAGCAUCGAGACUUUCGUUCAUGACCCGCCUUUCGCAAAGGCCAAGGUCAAACGACUUCGACGCGUGCACAACGCGAACCCAAGGGAUCCUUUUGGAGCAUCGCCCGGUCUGAAAGCGCAUGCCUCGGCGUCAUCACAAGACUCAAUACCUUCCGGUCACGACCGAAGCUCUGACCCCGUCACAGGCUCACACCUGCAUCCGCCACGCGUCACCGACUCGGGAGAGCAACCGCCGGCGCUUCGAUACACCCACCGUCUGGAUCCAUCUUUGCUGCUCGAGUACCUCACCACGAGCGGAACCGAAGCAAAACACCGCAUCAAAAGCCAGCUGCCUUCAGGUCUCCUUCUCAUCGAUGCAUAUCUGCUUCUGCGAGAUAGCCACCCGGAGAGCCUCUCCGCCCUCUCCAUCCCAAACAUCUACUCUCUCAUCAGACAUGCUGGCAGGGAGAGCCUCGGUGGAGUCCUUUCCCUUCUUCUUCAGGACAUCGUGGGUCCCGAGCUCAACAACCCCAACGGUCCUCCCGGCCUCUUUCAAGUCAAGGCUGGAACACAAGACCGCUACAGGCUCCUUCGUGAAAUCCUUGCGCGGUGCACCCAAAGCGACUUUCUGAUACACGACGGCAACAUUCUCAACAUCUUCACGCUCAUCCUCCACGAUCUUCGCCAGAUCCGCCAAAUCGAUACAGACACUGUCGAGACCGAUCCAAGCAGCGCUUCUACCAUCGACAGAGCGUAUGUCAAUGGAGACGCUGGCAGCGUCCAGAUCCCCGACAGCUUUCCAACCGGAGAGGCCAGGCGUCUCGUCAAGUUGGCUUUGCAGUUUGACCGACCGGAGCUAGGCCCAAUCGUCAAGGCUCUUCGAGUGCAUCUCGAGACUCGGAACCCAACCUUUCCAACAGCCCGUGAGGGUGCUCAACUCAUCGCUUACUACCUCCAGCCCAACUUGCGCGACUUCGAGUCUGGUCUAGACGUCGUUCGCGCACUCCGCGACACCAAUGCUCUAGCGCAAGACGUGAUCGACGAUGCUGUCCACGACGGCAGACAGUAUUUCGACGCGCUACAGACUGCUUUCUCCUCGGUCCCGGACGACACACAUGCAUCACCGUCGCAAGAGGAGCUGGAAAAGGUCUGCAUGGAUGUCUCGCUCCGUCUCGUCGGCAUGAAGUGCCUCAUGGCCCAGCGCCCCGACGGAGGAGUGCAGUACCGCAUGACGCUCGAAAGCCUGCUAUCGAGCUUUCGAUUCGAUCUGGUCGACUCCUGCCAGGAUAUCCCGGGCUGUGACCUUCGAUCUCUGCUCGAGGUCCCCGUGAACAACAUCCGGACCAUCAUCAAAAACUUGCUGCAGAGUCAAAGCGACCCUCUCAACGAAGUACUGUCCGUUCUGCAGCGAUGCGACCCACGCAUCGUAGCCAUGCUUCCGAACUCCGAUUUGCAGGAAAUCUGCGAUGUAGGCCGUGACCUGGAAACGCUUCGUCAGGCUACCGAGAUCUAUGCUCUCUUCGUCAAAGCCAAAACGACAGCACGCCUGCCCCUUCAGGCGCGGCACAUUCUCGCGCGCGACGGAUGUCUGACGAACGCGGAAAUGUUUCUGAUACUCAUGCGAGUAUUGCUGGACAGGGGUCAGAAAGUCGGCAUUGUGGCCAAUCUGCGUGCGCUCGGCGUGCUUCCCUUGACCGAGGCGGCCGUGCGUCAGCUCAACCUGCGCUUCGCACCUGCACAGAGAACCAGUCUCAUCACGCUGUUGGCCAAGGCUGGUGCCACCGACGACGCAUUCCUCCUGUUCCAGCACUGGACGCAAUGCCGCUACGAGGAGGGCCUCGACGUUGACUCCGCUCGCAGUGUCGCUGCCAAGUUUCGCGGUCCUGACUCGAUCCAGGUCGGAGAUGCGCUAAUGGAAAGACAGAUCCGACUGAUGCAGGAAUCGGACCGUCAAGUCGCCAUCUCGGCCUCGUGCGUUGUCGCCCUGGUCCGCUCCUUGUGCUCGAACCGGCGUUUAGGUGACGUAGAUGCCUCGCCAGCGCCCGAGACGCAAGCGGCGUCCGAGGCGCCAAAGGGCCCUACCGAAGGACAGCUGCGAAGGGCGCGAUUCGUCAUCGAUGCGUUUGUGCAAUCAUGCACAUCGGUGGAUUGGACGCACUAUCGGCUCACGGCGCUGGCUCAAGUAUGCUUCCUCGUCAGGGACGUGCCUGGCGCCUUCUAUGCGCUCGCCCAGAUCAGUUUUCUUCGUCAGUUGCCAGACAAGCUCGACAUUACGGUCCUGCUCGGUGGACUGAUGCAUGUUGACCCGGACCGGGCGGUUAGGCUCUUUAUCCAGCACGCCUCGGUCCCCAAGACGCUCACAGCGCGUGCCAAGCAAAAUACCGACGCGUUCGACGCUGAGCCGGCUUCGCAGGCGGAGAGCCGAACGCACCGAUCGGCGACCCUCCCUCCCAUGAAGGCAUCGCCAACGUUGGUGUCGAUGCUCAUCAAUCGUGCGAUUGUCCAAGGUCGCACGGACCUAGCGGAUCGGUUGUACAAGUUCGGCGAGAUGAACGGCAUCAAGAACCUGCCUGGUCAUGUGGCAUCUCUCCGAGCGCUCUUCCUUCCGGAUGUCGCACCGAACGCCGUCGUCAAGACGAUCGAUCGCGCGCACGAGACUGGAUGGAAGUCCGAUCCUGGCUUGCUCGAAAGCCUCUCGCAACGACUUCUUCGGCGUGCCGUAGAGCGCAUCGAUGCUCCUGGCGAGGUGUCGAAGCAAGUGGGAGUUGGCAGAAAAGGUGGCAGGGAGCAUUUCGCGCUGCCACCUCUCAAAAGGCUAGACUUGGCCAAAGCUGCUGCAACACUGAUGCGGAUGAGUGCGCAAAGCAUGGACGUCGUCAAUCUCAAGUCGGUUCAUCUUGUGCUCGAAGCCAUCGACAGCGUCAAGACGUCCUUCGCCCGGCCAAAUGCGAAGAGAGCCGCCUCUUCUCCGACUGCAAGGCAGCGCGAUCCGGAGAAACAUCGGCUGCAGUGGAUCGGAAUCCUGGACGAGCUCGUGCACCGGCUUCGCUGGACCACGUUCUUCGACACAGGCAACGACUAUCGGCACAGCCUUCCGUUGUGGAAGUCGAGCAAGGUCAGGGACGGGCAGCUUAUACCAGCCGAGCUGGACGACAUGAUGACGCUCGGGUUCGAUGGCCGGGGCCGGAAACGACAGGCGGCGGGAGAAAAAAGAGGAGCGUCAGCGCCACGCCUGGCUGAAGCAAUGGACGAGUCCCAGCACGGAAACGAAGCUUCGUCGUCGGAGGGUGGAGAUGUCUCUAAGGACGCUGCGCUGCAGCAGCCUCGUGCAUCCUCGCCCAAUGUGCUCCCUGCCAUCCUUUACCGGCGACUGAUUGAGGCGUAUCUGGUACUGGCGGAUGCCGAGGGUGCAGCAGAAGUCGCCGCGUGGAUGCGCGACGAAGCAGGAAUGGAAAUCGCCGAGUCUCGGCAUGUCGCCAACGUCUUUGUGAGCCGAAUCAAGGCCGCGGUACGAGAUAGAGAAAGCGACACGGAUCACGAAUCCGAGACGAGUAACAUUUUGCGCAUGCUGGCCGGCCAGCAGGGCACGGCAACCACGAAGCGGUGGUGGAUCCCCUAG